AUGUCCAAAAUCAAAACCAAUCCUAUUAGCCAACUAGUCUCGUUCAACCAGACGCUCGGCUGUCUCCGUGAACUCCGACCAGCAGAGAGUCUGGUAAAGAAUCACGGAUACCAAACGAGAAAUUACAAUAUCAGUCGAAAGAAUUUGUAUUACGCAGCCAAUCAAAAACUUUACCAGAAUUUCGGUAAGCCUCGCUUUGGCGUUACAAUCGAUAUCACGUAUCUUUACCAGACCCUCUGGGUGGUCGGAGAUUUACGGAGACAGCCGAGGGUCUGGUUGAACGAGACUAUUAGCCAACAUGUAUAA
Messenger RNA from Saccostrea cuccullata (small rock oyster), 306 nucleotides. RefSeq lists its product as uncharacterized. The record is from RefSeq and is a predicted model, not a curated record. Bases 1 to 306 code for a protein of 101 amino acids. The transcript has 3 exons. NCBI's taxonomy places the organism in Eukaryota, Metazoa, Mollusca, Bivalvia, Ostreida, Ostreidae.